Messenger RNA from Amaranthus tricolor (Joseph's coat), 800 nucleotides. RefSeq names its product protein LEAD-SENSITIVE 1-like. The record is from RefSeq and is a predicted model, not a curated record. Bases 54 to 680 code for a protein of 208 amino acids. The transcript is spliced from 3 exons. NCBI's taxonomy places the organism in Eukaryota, Viridiplantae, Streptophyta, Magnoliopsida, Caryophyllales, Amaranthaceae.
AAGCGUAGCAAGGCAUAUCACUGGCAAUACUCUAGCUUUUUUGUAAUUUUGUGAUGCUUCCAAAGAUUAGGGGUGAAACACCCAUUUCCAAGGAUGACUUGAAACCAAGAGAUCACAUUUACACGUAUAGGACGGGCUACAUCUAUUGCCAUCACGGUAUAUACGAGGGCAAUGGAAGAAUAAUACAUUUCACGGGUGACAUGUUGGGAGGAAAUUCAUUAUCCUCAUUCUCAAGCAGCUCGUCGCAUCACAAAAAAUGCUCAAACUGCGGCUACCAAUCAAAUGUUAUGGGAGUGAUCCGUACAUGUUUUGAUUGUUUCCUCCAUGAAUUUAAAAAUCUUUACUUAUAUGUAUAUGGUAAGUGUGACCCACCUGAAGAAGUUUUAAGUUGUGCUCGUUUUCUACUACAGAAGUAUAAGGGGUUCGGUGAUUAUAGUUUAACAGAAAACAACUGUGAGGAUUUUGCCAUUUACUGCAAAACGGGAUGUCUCUUGUUUGAUCAGAAUGGUAAACAUGUGUCUAGAAGCACCCAGGUUCGAAAGGCAGGCCUUGUUAUUGAUGGAGUCACUAGCGCUAUAAGUCCUCUUGGAGCUGUGCUCAAGUUGUUGAAGAAUUCUAAGUAUACAGAGAGGAGGAUUUCUGUUGAGGUCUUUUAUGAUAAGUAUCACUAUAAAGCUUAGUCAUUGGAGUACAUUUUAGUGCUUCCUAUGUUCCAAGUAAUAAAUUCUAGCUCACUAACAAAUAAAGUAAGACUACUAGAACUCAUGUUGAAUAAGGGAUCCCCCACACACACACAUACA